UGGGAGAAGUGAACACACACCGCAGGAAACGGCUGCUGAUAUGCUGAGUCAAAUUAUCUCACACAACACCUAGCGCUGGUCUCUCAGUCUGAACUUGAGCAGACUAAUUAGAUGAAGAGCGGUAGAUAAGCAGGCACACAAGCGUCAGAAAAUCAUAUGAGAGCAGUGAGAAGAGGGGGAGGGUGAAAACAAGAAGCCGGAGUAGUGAUCUGUAAAACAUCGUGGGGACGUUUUUUUGUAGGCCUACAGCUGAGUUUGGUUCUCCUUGCAAAGAAGAAUUAACAAGUGGAAAUAGUGACACAAAUAAGUGAAGCACACAAUCACAGCAGAGGUGUAGCUGCACAAGCUCUAUAAAGGCCUGUUUGCCUCCCUGAAAGCAAAACCUGUGGCAUUUGUUUUCAUAUCUCUGUGUGGGACCUGCAUCCGAGAGUCAGCAUGGUGAAACAAGAGGUGUUGGAUAUUCUUCAGAAGGUGUUGAUCAAACUGCAGGAUCUCCCACAUGCCAGUCCUCUGGAGCUGGGAGCCUUCUUGGUGCUCAUCCUGUUUGUUGCCACGUUUCUCUUGUUGAUUAUGCUGUCCUGCUUCCACUGCUGCUGCUGUGGAAAGUCAAAAUACCAGGCCACCAGAGUACAGCCUGUCUAAGGAUGAGACAGAGAACACACUCCGUCCUUUCUUCCAUCCUUCAUGUAAUCACCCACACACACACACACAGUUACAUAACAGGAAGUGCUCCUUUUCAGAGUCAUUGAUUUCUUGGAGAAAAUCAUACAAAUAAAAUCCAUCAACUGAAGGAUGGGGACUUAUUUGCAUAAUAUUUCCAGUUUUGGGACAAAGACUGGAUGUACAUUCCAGAGAGAGAGAGCCAUGCCACUGGAAUCCAUAUAAAUCAGAAGAGUGGCACGACUCAUCAAGAUUAAUUUCAGACCAGUACAAUGCAACACUGUGUGGCAGCCUUGUACAACAACAAAAACCUAACAGUGGAGCAAGGGAUUAAAAAAAAGGAAAAACAUUUUAACUUGCUUUUGUAUAGAAACUUUCCAGUGUAAAAAGAAAGUGCGCCCUCUGCUGGCUCAGUGAAGAGUGUCUCUUUUUUUGUGCAAAUUGUACCAAUGG
Molecule: messenger RNA, 1113 nt
Organism: Sander lucioperca (pikeperch)
Lineage: Eukaryota; Metazoa; Chordata; Actinopteri; Perciformes; Percidae
Gene: smim5
Product: small integral membrane protein 5
Exons: 3
Coding region: 436-642 (68 amino acids)
Source: RefSeq, a predicted model, not a curated record